Cottoperca gobio is the source of this 471-nucleotide messenger RNA. RefSeq names its product translocase of outer mitochondrial membrane 6 homolog (yeast) (gene tomm6). Gene Ontology annotation, cellular component: mitochondrial outer membrane translocase complex. The coding region runs from base 76 to 270 and encodes 64 amino acids. The transcript has 3 exons. Lineage: Eukaryota; Metazoa; Chordata; Actinopteri; Perciformes; Bovichtidae. The record is from RefSeq and is a predicted model, not a curated record.
CUCUUCCCCCUCCGGUGUCUGUGCCCCUCGUUGUUGCUGCUCUGUCGUUACGUUAAACCUCACGUUAGUUGCAAGAUGAGCGGAGCAGACGGUAAAAAGGGUCCUUCCACCAGUGUGAUGGAGUGGAUCGGUACAGCUUGUCGUUUUGCAACAGACAGAAACGACUUCAGAAGGAAUCUUCUGGUCAACCUGGGCUUGUUUGCAGCUGGUGUUUGGGUUGCAAGAAAUCUCUCAGAUUUUGACCUGAUGUCUCCUCAGCCCAUAACAUAACCUGGUCAAAACACGCCGCCGCCAAAACCAGGAUGAUGGUGUCUUGGACCAACGAAGAAGAAACAAGGGACAUGAAUAAAUGACUUUUGUAUGACUAGUUUUACUUUGAAAACAAAUCAACUUGUUGAACCAAAUCGGCGUCACUUUUCUGUAGAAUAUUUUUUUGUCAUAGGCGACCUGAGGAGAAAUAUUUGCAUUGAA